AGCACUGAACAAUGGCAGAAGGAACACACGAACACGAUGUAAAUCUCAAAGAUAUAUUUGAUGAUAUUUUUGAUUAUCACAAAUCAAUUGAAGACAGCAGUGAACCAACAAACUCAACAGGUGUUCAGUCCAAAGUAAAAAAUGCAAUAGGUUUGUGUCAGAGGGCUAUUUUUAUGGUCAACAAACUGCGACUGUUUAGUGACAACGAAGACAUUGAAGAAGUAUCCACGAAUGAAAUCAGGUAUAUGCUUCUUUCAGCCUAUUUAGGAUAUUUUACUCUGAAAAACACAUCAGAAGACAGGAUAAAUGUAGUCAAGCUAGGGGAGCAUUAUAUCAAAGAUUUCUUGCACUUGUGCCAGUCUUACUCAGUCUGCCAGAGACUGAUUCCUAACCUGGAGGAAUCAGAAGAUCCAGCACAGGGAGACAACUCUGCAAAACCAUCAAGCAGACCACCUGAUCUGAAUGCAAUGAAACGAGAAAGAGAGGAAAAAAUUAGGCGGUAUAAAGAAAAACAAGCCACAACAACUCGGCUCAAAGAAUUAAGUGAAGCUGUAAAACAAAGUCAUGUUGAUGAAGAAGUAAAGAGGGAGUAUUACAUGACACUGUUGACGCAAUGGGUACAUACAAGUGUUGAGGAACUGACCAGUAUUAAAGAUGAAUUGCCUAUUCUGGAGCAUAUGGCCAAGUUAAAAAUUGGUGAGGCUUCUGCGAAAAAAGAAGUGGACAAACCCCUCAAACAGCCUUUCCGACCGUUCAUUCUAACCAAGAACAAUAUGCAGAAGGAGGUGUUUGGGUUAGGUUACCCUGCUGUGCCCACCAUGACCAUUGAAGAGUUCUAUCAGAAGAAAGUAGACGAUGGCACUUUCCAGUUACAUAGUGAAAGUUUACAAGACUGGGCGAUGAACCCAGAGAAAACAGCAGCUGCUGUGGAAGAGGAAGAGGUGGAGAAGGAAGAGAAGAUAGAACGUGAUGAUCCUGUGACGAUCAUCAGAGAGCGGAACUGGGAUGAGUGGAAGGAUGAUCACAGACGAGGUUGGGGAAAUCGUCAGAACAUGGGUUAGGAGUGGAACUUCUACAGACCUGUGCACACUAUAUUUAUCAAUCGACCAGGCUAUUUAUUGGACAGCUUCUU
This is a messenger RNA of Liolophura sinensis, 1132 nucleotides long. RefSeq names its product immunoglobulin-binding protein 1-like. The record is from RefSeq and is a predicted model, not a curated record. Gene Ontology annotation, biological process: regulation of dephosphorylation; regulation of signal transduction. Gene Ontology annotation, cellular component: cytosol. The coding region runs from base 12 to 1061 and encodes 349 amino acids. The transcript has 10 exons. NCBI's taxonomy places the organism in Eukaryota, Metazoa, Mollusca, Polyplacophora, Chitonida, Chitonidae. Gene Ontology annotation, molecular function: protein phosphatase 2A binding.